Raphanus sativus (radish) is the source of this 815-nucleotide messenger RNA. Its product is annotated as nudix hydrolase 26, chloroplastic. The record is from RefSeq and is a predicted model, not a curated record. The coding region runs from base 17 to 688 and encodes 223 amino acids. The transcript has 6 exons. Gene Ontology annotation, cellular component: chloroplast. Lineage: Eukaryota; Viridiplantae; Streptophyta; Magnoliopsida; Brassicales; Brassicaceae. Gene Ontology annotation, molecular function: bis(5'-adenosyl)-pentaphosphatase activity; guanosine-3',5'-bis(diphosphate) 3'-diphosphatase activity. Gene Ontology annotation, biological process: ribose phosphate metabolic process; nucleoside phosphate metabolic process.
UCGGCUCGAAAUCAAAAUGGCAUUAAUGUGCAGAUCCCUUGUCUUAUUACAGCAUCUUCCUUCUCCGUCUGUAACUCCUAUUUUACGAAACUACCCCUUCAAACCGCUGAAAUUAUCCAGCCUGCCCAUCUCCCAUCGCUGCCGUCAGUCUCCAGCCUCCUCCUCAUCCGCCGCUCAGUGUUGUUGUUCUUCGUCUUCGUCGAUGGAAUCUCCACCGGAAGGUUACAGAAGAAACGUGGGUGUCUGUCUCAUGAAUCCUUCCAAAAAGAUCUUUGCUGCGUCGAGGUUGGAUAUUCCCAGUGCUUGGCAGAUGCCUCAGGGUGGAAUCGACGAGGGUGAAGAUCCGAGAGUUGCAGUCAUGAGGGAGCUUAAGGAAGAGACUGGUGUUCACUCUGCUGAGAUCAUCGCUGAGGCACCUCACUGGGUGACUUAUGAUUUCCCUCCAGAUGUUAGGGAGAAGCUUAAGGUCCGUUGGGGAUCUGACUGGAAGGGCCAAGCUCAGAAGUGGUUUCUUCUGAAAUUCACUGGGGAAGAUGAAGAAAUCAAUCUUCUUGGUGAUGGAACUGAGAAACCUGAGUUUGGGGAAUGGUCUUGGGUAUCUCCUGAUCAACUCGUUGAUCUUGCAGUGGAUUUCAAGAAGCCAGUAUACAAGGAAGUCAUGUCAGCUUUCGCUUCUCAUCUCCAGUAAUACACAUAACCAUAUCUAACUCCCUGCUUUUUAAGUUUUUUGUACCAAACUCGAAGAAUAAGCUAUUCUUGAAAUACAUUUGCUUCUUGAAUAAUCCCAUGAACCUGAAUACAAUUUUGUUUCCUUA